Pistacia vera is the source of this 3336-nucleotide messenger RNA. RefSeq names its product kinesin-like protein KIN-14T. Gene Ontology annotation, biological process: microtubule-based movement. NCBI's taxonomy places the organism in Eukaryota, Viridiplantae, Streptophyta, Magnoliopsida, Sapindales, Anacardiaceae. Bases 11 to 2887 code for a protein of 958 amino acids. The transcript has 11 exons. The record is from RefSeq and is a predicted model, not a curated record. Gene Ontology annotation, molecular function: ATP binding; microtubule motor activity; microtubule binding.
GACAAAGACCAUGGACUCGAGGCAACCUGUUCAGAACCUUGGCGAAACGAUUCAUUCCCUGCUAGGACUGAAGGCACAUUUAACUUCUAAUUGGGUUAAAUCUGUUCGUGAUAUAAUAAAAAACCUACCAUCUGAAAAAUCAUCUGCUGAUAUAAAAGCAAAAACCUUAGAGACAGGGGAUUCUUUAGAUAACGAAGAUGUAGAAGGAAAUGCCGUUUCAAAACUAAAAGAUGAACUUGGUGUUUUAACUGCCAAGAUAAAUCAAUUAAACAUUCAGAGAAGGCAAGUCCUGAGUGAAUUUCUGGACUUGAAAGGGAAUAUCCGUGUAUUUUGUCGUGUAAGACCAAUCAGAGUGGAGGAGAAUUACGGAUGCUUAAGACCUGUUGUAGCUUUAGAUUCAAACAAUGUUCUUCUGAGGCUUCAUGAUAAUAAGAGUAAAAGUUACAGCUUUGACAAGGUUUUCCAUCCAGGUUCAUCACAAGAUGAAGUAUUUUCGGAAAUUGAGCCGGUAGUUAAGUCUGUUCUGGAUGGCUACAAUGCAUGCAUUUUUGCAUAUGGGCAGACAGGAACAGGAAAAACUUUCACCAUGGAAGGUAAUCCAGAUUCCCCUGGCGUAGUGCCCCGCACAAUUGAAGCACUGUUUAAGCAAGUAGUGGAGAGCAAUCAUCCAUUUCUCAUCAGCUUUAGUAUGCUUGAAAUUUACUUGGGAAAUCUCCAAGACUUGCUCACUACUCAACCAACAAAAGCAACAGAUCCUAUGCCACCACGCCUUUCUAUUAAAACGGAUCCAAAGAGUGGGAUUGAAAUAAACAACCUAGCUGCCAUCCAAGUGAAUGACUUCAACCAAGCUUUGAGACUGUACAGAUUAGGGUGCCGGUUCAGAACAACUGCCUCUACAAAUUCAAACACAACUUCUAGCAGAUCCCACAGCAUGAUCCGCAUAUCAAUAACUUGCUUUGAUGCUCCUGAGAGGCGACGGGAAACAAACAAAAUUUGGUUAGUUGACCUUGGGGGAAGUGAGCGUGUGCUAAAGACAAAGGCAUGGGGGAGAAGACUUGAUGAAGGAAAAGCCAUUAAUUUGUCACUUUCUGCUCUUGGAGAUGUCAUUAAUGCCCUUCAAAGGAAAAAGCGCCAUGUACCUUACAGGAAUAGCAAGUUGACGCGGGUUCUUAAAGAUUCCCUUGGUGAGGAUUCAAAGACUCUGAUGCUCGUCCAUGUCAGCCCUAAAGAAGAAGAUUUGUGUGAGACAAUAUGUUCUCUAAAUUUUGCAUCAAGGGCCAAAAGCAUUCACCUAGGGCAUGAUGACUUAAUUGAAAUAAGAGACCAGAAAGAAGCUUCCAUGAAGAAUUUGCAGCAGAAGAUGGAAAGGAUUGAAGAAGAGCGCCUAAAAGUUAGAGGAGAUAUUGAGAAAUUAAGUGAGGAAUUAGAAAAUCUUACAAGGCCAGCCCCUUCUUUCGAAGUGAAACCACAAGUUCCCCAUUUAUCUUCUGAGGAGCCACUAUCUAACCUCAAAGUUAAGAAGGACCGGAUUGGAGAUGUCACAGCUCCUUUGUCACAAUUGCCAGGAUUUAUGAGGUCAACGUUUUGCAGCAGAAGGAAAUCUGGAAGAGAUCUUCAUACUGUAGAAGAAAAAGGUCAAGUCCUUGGGAGAAGGAGAAGGCGAUCAUCUCAUCGGGCUGAGUCAGUAACUUUCCCUGUAAAAAAUAUUUCAGAGUACAACUCAGAGCAUAGUAUUUCCAAAUCUAGCUGUUUGGCAGGUUUGAACAUGAAAAGUAGUGCAGAUUAUGAAACGGAUUACAGCAUAGAAACAGUGCAAGGUGACAUUAACAUGGUUACAUUCGGGAAACAAGAAAAAUCACAAAGGACUUCAAUUCGUCAAAGGGCUCCCCUCAGUUACCCAGAGCAAUGUGGAAAUCAAAAGAAAGAAAAAGAUAACUCCACUAAAUUUCCGACGAUUGGUGAUUGUCUUUUACAUAAGAGUGAACCCUUAACUAUUAGUUGUACUCAAAGAAGUAAACCAGUCCAAGCUGUUCCAAUCGCAGAGGAGAAAUGUGAUGGAAGCGGACCAAACAGAACAUGGAUAUCACAUAAUAGUAAGGUGCCUAUAUGUGAAUUUAAAGUGGAAGCUUUUAUCAGCCAUAAUACAACAAAGAAACAAUUUGAUGUCGAGGGAGUCGAAGUACCUGUAGCAGAAGUAAUAACUGAAAAACCACAGACAAUGUUGAAGGAUUUAUUUGCUGAGGAGUCAAGAUCAAAUUCCCCUUCUGCAUCUCAUACAACACAGACAACGAUACUAACACAAGAUUUUGUAGAUGGCUUAUUGCUAGAGGAUAAUGCAUCUGGCACUCUUUCUUCACCUGAUAUGUGCAGUGGUAGACUUGAUCAAUAUGAAGAUGAUGAUGAAACUUACUUAAUUCCUACAAUGCAGGCGGUGAAAUUUGACAUGCCAUGUCCAGAUAGCAUAAUAAAUUAUAAAGAGUGCUCAUUUUCUCCAACUGGCAAGGAAAAUCAUAUCUUUGAUUCAAAAAGAGAUACUGGUAUUUCUAUCUCAAUAUCAGAACUGGAAUCACACUGCCAAGAAGUGUCUACUGAAAUAGGCAUAAAAGAUAAAGAAAUGGAAGACUUUGAUGACUCCUCUCCACUCUCAUCAAUAGGGACAACACCAAGAUCGUUCAAAUGGACAUCUCAAAGAACUUUAUUUAUGGACCAAGGACAUCAGAAGUGUCAAAACAUGCCAUAUGCUACAUUACAAGGAACUGCACAAAGCAAUGGAACAUUUCAUGUCCUUAAACAGAGAAUUCAGAUAGUAUUUGCCAGUGUUCUUUUAGGAUUCGGAUUCCUUGAUCUAGGACUUGACCAUGACUUCUUCCAUGGUUUAAUGCUUUGAAGCAGCUUUAGUGCAAAGCAGACUGAAGUUUAGAAAUUUUGACUUGGUUGUAUGUGGUGGCUGAGGUUGGCUUUGGGAUGAAAUUGAAUGCUUACUUAGUCUUGGUUCUCUGCCUUCCCUCCACAAUGUUAGGGAAUAGGUUUAACACAGUAAAGCUGUUCCAUGACUAUGAACAUUUGUGUAAUUAUAUAGGAACAACAAUAUGAUUUCCUUGCUUCAUAAAAACACCUAAUAAAGCUCUGUGCCAAUCUAUAAGUUAGAUCUCUCAAAUUCAAAAGAGACAAAAAAUUGAGAAUUAUGAGGUUCUUGAGGUGUAUCAAGUUGAAAGAACGGUUAGUUUGUCUAUGUGUAUAUAUACAUGUAUAUAUAUUUGUGUAUUUUGGCUACUGCUGUAUAUAGUAGUCUCAGCUAUAUUUUCCUGUAUUGUAAUUAUCAAUCCUCCGCUAUAU